AUGUUAGGGAUUCAAGAAGGAAGAGCAUUUUUUAGUGCUACAAAGAAUCCAAAUAGUAAACCAGAAAAUAAUAUAAGAAUAGAAGAAAAUUUACCGAGUCUUAAUGAAGUAUAUAAUUAUUUUCAAGAUUUUUUAUCAAGAUAUUCUUCUAAUACUUUAAAAGAAGGAAAUUUAAAAAGAACAUUGUUUGAAAAUGUAAAAAAUAAUAAUUUCACUUUAGAUUUAAAAUUAGAUGAUAUAUAUAAACAACAAACUGUAUUUGAAAAUAAUGAAAUUAGCGCAACACCUAGAUCUGAAAGAAAAAUGAAAAAACCAGAAAAUUAUUCAGCAAUUUUAGCUAGAGCUUUGUCAGAAAGACCAUUAACAUAUUUGCCAACAAUAGAAAGAGUAUGUUAUGAAGUGUGUGAAACAGCUAAUAUUUUAAAUGACGAAGACGAGCAUUUAAAUUAUAUACAAAUUAAUUUAUUAAAUACUUUUAUAAGACCAACACCAAUAAGAGGAUUACUAGCAGCAACACAAGAAAGAUUUGUUGUUGUUCCAGGGAUAAUUGUUCAAGCUAGCAAACCCCAACAUAAGAUGAGGAAAAUUACUUUACAAUGUAGAUAUUGUGAUCACAAAAUGUCCAUUGAUGUACCAUUAUGGAAAGAUAAACCUCAAUUACCACCAUAUUGUAGAUAUUCAUCUACUAUGAAAUCGUCAAUGGGAGCAGCAAAUCCAAUGGAUAGCCAACUGGGAUGUAAUGGUGUUUUAGAACCAUAUGUUAUUUUACCAAAUGAAUGCACUUUUGUUGACAUACAAUCAUUAAAAAUGCAAGAACUACCUGAAGCAGUUCCAACAGGUGAUAUGCCUAGGCAUUUACAAUUAAAUGCAACAAGAUACUUAUGUGAGAAAAUGAUUCCAGGUGACAGAGUUUAUGUUCAUGGUGUUUUAACUUCUUACAACCCAAACCCCAAACCUACUAGAGCAGAUGGAACAAAUUUUUCUUAUUUGCACGUAUUAGGGUUUCAAAAGUAUGAUGACAUGACAGGUAAUGAUUUAAAUUUUGAUGUAGAAGAAAGAAAUGAAUUAACACUACUUGCAGCCGAACAUGAUAUACAUGAAAAAAUUUUUAAAUCUGUUGCACCAGAAUUAUAUGGAAUGGAUGAAGUAAAAAAAGCAUGUGCAUGUUUAUUAUUUGGUGGAACAAGAAAAAGAAUUGGUGAAGAAACAAAAAUUAGGGGAGAUAUUAACAUGCUAAUGCUUGGAGAUCCUUCAGUUGCUAAAUCGCAAAUAUUAAAAUUUGUAAAUAGGUGUGCACCUGUUUCUGUUUAUACAUCUGGUAAAGGUAGUAGUGCUGCUGGUUUAACAGCAGCUGUUAUGAGAGAUAGCCAAGGAGUUUUUUCAUUAGAAGGAGGUGCUAUGGUACUAGCUGAUGGUGGUGUUGUUUGUAUCGAUGAAUUUGAUAAAAUGAGAGAUGACGAUGUUGUGGCUAUUCAUGAAGCAAUGGAACAGCAAACAAUUUCCAUCUCAAAAGCAGGAAUUACCACUAUGUUAAAUACAAGAUGUGCUGUUAUUGCUGCAGCCAAUCCUUCUUUUGGUUCGUAUGAUGAUUCUCAGGAUACUACGGAUCAGCAUGAUUUUAAAACUACUAUUCUUUCAAGAUUUGAUAUUAUUUUUUUAUUAAGAAAUAAACAAGAUGUAGAAAAAGAUACAUUGUUAUGUAAUCAUAUUGUCGCCUUACAUGCAUCAAAACAUAAAUCUCAAGAAGGAGAAAUCCCUUUAUCUAAACUUACAAGAUACAUACAAUAUGCUAAAAGGGAAAUUGCCCCAUUACUAUCAAAAGAAGCAAGAGACUCUUUAAGGAAUUUUUAUGUGCAAACAAGAGCUGAAUAUAGAGGAGAUAGAAGAUCAGUAACAAAAAAAAUUCCCAUCACUCUAAGACAAUUAGAAUCAUUAAUUCGAUUGGCAGAAAGUUUCGCCAAAAUGGAAUUAUCUCAAUUUGCUACGGAAAAACAUGUUCAAAUGUCAAUUGAUUUAUUUUCAGCAUCAACUGCUGAAACUGCAAAACAAUGCUUGAUAUUUGAAACAAUGUCUCCUUUGGAGCAAAAAGCAGUGAAGCAAGCAGAAGAUGCAAUAUUAGGGAGACUAGGGAAAGGACAAAGAGCAUCAAGAGUAAAUUUAUUUAGAGAACUACAAUUAAGGGGUUUUGAUAGAUCAGCUUUAUCAAAAGCUUUGGCUAUACUGAUUAAAAAAGGAGAACUUCAAGAAAGAGGUGAUCGUUCAGUUAGACGCCCAUAA
Molecule: messenger RNA, 2277 nt
Organism: Plasmodium gallinaceum
Lineage: Eukaryota; Apicomplexa; Aconoidasida; Haemosporida; Plasmodiidae
Product: DNA replication licensing factor MCM5, putative
Exons: 4
Coding region: 1-2277 (758 amino acids)
Biological process (GO): DNA replication; double-strand break repair via break-induced replication; DNA replication initiation
Cellular component (GO): nucleus; MCM complex
Molecular function (GO): 3'-5' DNA helicase activity; single-stranded DNA helicase activity; single-stranded DNA binding
Source: RefSeq, a predicted model, not a curated record